AUGUCCAAGCAGCGAGGCACAGCCGCAUAUCGCGGCUUCACAGUCAGUCAUCAGCGUGUUGUCCUCGACCUUGGCUUCAACGGCACAGUGACUGGCUUCACAGAACUCACCAUCGUCCCAACCCAUCGCAGUCUUCGCACCAUCCAUCUCAACUGCCGACAAGCUUUUGUGCAAUCAACUUCAGUAUCAGGGCAACCUGCUGAAUUCUCAUACGCAGACCACCUCACCGGCGCAACGGUCUCAGGUAUACGCGAUGUCCAUCGCUAUCCCGAACUCAAACGGCGGAUCUACGCAGCUGCAUCCGACGGCGUUCAUGGCGAACUUAGCAUCCUCAUUCCACCAGAUGUUCAUGUACAGUCACGACGUGCAGGCAGCAGAGCAGCAAGUAUCGCUCCAGAUGAUGCUCCGACACCAGGAGGUUCUUCCUCGUCCAACGAGCUCGCACCUACCACCGUCAGGGUCGACUACUACCUCAAAGAUCCAACAGAUGGCAUUCAGUUUAUCCGUCCGACUGCAGACGCGCCCUACCGCGUACCUCAUCUCUUCACCAUCGCAUCCUCACCGGAUGCCGCACGCUGCUGGGUUCCAUGCGUGGAUAGCUUGUGGGAGAGGUGUACAUGGGAAUUCGAGCUCAUCGUGCCCAAGUCGCUCAAUACAGCCGACGACGAGGAAGAUGCAGCAGAUGCCAAUGGAAACACGACCGCACUGGAGCUGGCGGCAGCAAACAGUGCCGACACUGCCGAUCCUGACUCACAGGUUGUCGUGGUCUGCACUGGUGACUUGAUGGAACAGGUGACGCAUCCCAACAAUCCUUCCAAAACCGUCUUUUGCUACACUCAGGCUGUCCCUACUUCGGUUCAGCACGUCGCCUUUGCUGCCGGUCCCUUCCACAUCAUGCGCAUCGAAGCCAACAAUCGCCACGCCGGUCAGAUUGCGACAGGCACCAUCACAGAUCUCACCUCGGGCGUGCCUCCUGCGUUGGAUGACUCUGGUCAGCCUGAAAUCCUCGCCUUCUGCUUGCCGGGUCGAGAGGAAGAGUUGCGCAGCUCCAUCAGCUUCACACGACAGGCUCUCGACUUCUUCUCACAGGAGUACGGCUCCUAUCCAUUCAACGCCUUCCGUAUGGUCUUCGUCGAAGAGCCACCGCAAGAUUGUAGCACUCAAUCCAUGAUGGCCAUUUGCUCCAACGAUCUUCUUCAUCCGACAUCCGUCAUCGACCAAGCUAUCGAGAAUCGCCAGGUGCUCAGUCAUGCCAUUGCUUUCCAGUGGGUCGGUGUCAACAUCAUUCAAGCUACGUGGGCCGACACCUGGCUCGUCAACGGUCUCAGCUUGUAUAUGAAUGGUCUUUUCUUACGCAGGCUCAUGGGUAACAAUGAAUACCGAUUCCGACUCAAGAAGGAUCUCGAUCGACUCUGUGCGUGGGACAUUGGCAUGCCACCUCUCUACGAAGCAGGUGCUUUUGAGCCACCUGACCCGGCUACAUUACCAUUUGUCAAUCUCAAGGCUCCCUUGGUGCUUCACAUUCUCGAUCGACGACUGCGAAAGAUGGGUGCCUCAGUCGGUCUCGGCCGUGUUAUUCCAAAAGUCUUUCUCCAGGCCAUGACUGGUGAGAUGACAAACAACAUGCUCAGUACGCAGCAGUUCCUUCGAACUUGUCGUAAGGUCAGUGGAGCCGACCUUCGUCUCUUUACCGAGCACUGGAUCCGUGGUAGUGGCUGCCCGCGUUUCAUCUGCAGCGCCAACUUCAACCGUAAGAAGCUCCUCAUCGAGAUGCACAUUCGUCAAGAGGUUCCAGCUGCCCAGUUUGCUGCAGCCCGACCGGGCGACGCACUUGCCGCGAAUCCCGUACCUCUGUUCGAAGGUCAGAUGACAGUGCGAAUUCACGAGGCAGACGGAACGCCGUAUGAGCACGUGCUCGAGAUCAAAGGCCCUGCCAAACGAUACGAAGUACCGUUUAACACCAAGUACAAACGUGUGCGUCGAAAUACGAAGCGAUUCCAGGCCCGCCAGGCAGCGGCAGCUGCAGCAGCACAAGGUGAUCAAGAAGCGCAAGAAGCCAUUGGACUCAUCGAUUUGGGCUUCGGUCUGGGUAUGUGGGAAGACGAGAAGGCGCGAGAAGAGUGGAAAGUAGCAGAUUGGACUGAAGAGGACGAAGAGAAGAUGUCUUCAGCGCCAUACGAGUGGAUUCGCAUGGACGCCGACUUUGAGUGGCUCGCCAGCAUCCACUUUGAACAGCCGGACUACAUGUGGGUCUCGCAGCUUCAGCGAGAUCGGGAUGUCGUCGCACAGGUCUCUGCUGUCCAUGCGCUCGCACAGAUGCCGUCAUUGGUGACAUGUAGUAUGCUCACGCGUACUGUGCUUGUCAACAAGUACUUUUACCGUGUCCGUACGGAGGCGGUACAUGCGCUGGUCCAUUGCGCUAUUCCGCAGCUCGACAAUCUCGGCCUCUUCCACCUGCUCAAGCUCUUUCGAUCGCAGUUCUGCCAUGAUCCGCCUGACGAUGCAUCCAUCGAGGAUCCGCUGGACGUGCCCUGUAUCCCUCGAGCCAACGACUUCAGCGAUGCUGCCGAUUACUUUUUGCAGCGAGCGUUGAUUCAUGCCAUCAGCCGUGUUCGCGAUCCUGACGGACGAACACCACCGCAGAUCAAACGCUUCCUGAUCAAUCUGUUACGCUACAAUGACAACUCCACCAACCACUUUGUCGACGACUUUUACCUUGCUGGCGCGAUCAAUGCCGUGGCUAGCGCCUUCAUUCCCGUCGACUCGGCCAUGGCCGGCUCGCAAGACCCUGACGCGGCCAACGAGGACAGCUUUUUGCUGACCCAUGCAAUUGCUGAGGUGGAGCGUCUGCAAGAGCUGGACCGCCUCGUCCCUUCGUAUCACAACGUCAUCACCCUUGCCUCGCUCGACUUUCAGGUGGCAAUGAUGCUGGCUAAUCUGAAGCCCCGGGAUCUUCAGCUGUUCUUUGUCUACACGCGUCAAGGCAACUUCACGCCGGUUCGUAUCGCCGCUUUGAACUGUUUGCUCCUCGUGGGCAACCUCGACCACCGUAUUGUGGCACGCUACUGCUUUGCGCUUCUUCGCCUCGACGAGAAUCGCACGGUGAAGCGAGCCUUGGCGCGAGCAUUAUGCGAGGGUCUUGCUGUGGGUAUGAGUACAGGUGUCUUUGGUGGCGGAGGCCUGCGCGGACCUGAAGCAUUGUUGAUCGAAGAAGAUAGCGGACAGGUCAAUGCGGCUGAGAAAGCUCGCGAUGCGCAGCUCGAGGCCAUGCUCAAGACGCUCAAAAGGGAGAUUGGGCGAUCUGCAGGUGUACGUGAGGGCUUCUUAUCGGCUUUGCUGGCUCCGAAUGUGGAUGUCGAGGCACGCUGGGCGUUGUUGAAGCUUGCGGAGCUGCUGUUCCGACCUGCUGAGGAGAAGGAUUUGCCUCUGCAGCACAAGGUUCAGCUUCGUGUCAGGAUGCCGAGUGCCCAGUCGGCGAUCGACACCAUUGCUCAGGAGUCACCUUCGAAAUCCAAGAUCAAGCUUGUCAGGCCCAACGUGGCAGCCGAAGAGGAUACCGUUGCCAAACCUCGCGUUGCUUUCGAUACUCCCGAGAAGCCCAAGCAAACCGAUGCGGAGCGUAAGAAGAUCAAACCCAAGAAGAUCAAGCCACUCGCUCCUGGUCAGGCUUCGGGCAUGUCUUUUGCCGACUUGACAGCUUGCAGAAACACGCUCAAGAAGCUCAUGCAAAACAAGCAUGCUUCUAUCUUCCUCAAUCCUGUCGAUCCUGUGCGCGACCAGGCCACCGACUACUUUGACAUCAUCAAGGAGCCGAUGGACUUGGGCUCGAUUCUGAACAAGCUCGACAGCGGUCAGUACAAGGAUCGACACGAGCUGCGUGCUGAUUUCGAGCUCAUGAUCAGCAACGCAAAGACCUACACCCCUGAUCCUAAGGCUUGGGCUCACAAGCAAGCCGUUGGUCUGGAGAAGGUGUUUGGCCCUCUGUGGAACAGGAUGGAGAAGACGCUGGAACAGUCAGCAGCACGACAGAAGGCAGCUCACGAGGCGGCGCUUGCCAACGAGCACAUGGCAACUGUACAAGAGACUCCGGAUCGCUCUUCGCCUGUCAAGCCGGACGAGUCUCCAGCUGUAACUGCCGCGAACGAGUCAGUGCCGAAUGCUGGAGCAGUCAGGGAAGCAUCCACUCCAAGCUUUGCACCUGCCAAGCCUUCGCUCAAGGUCAGGGUCAAGACCAAGCCCGCAGUCGAAGAGUCGCCUUUCCCGAGCACUCCCACGCCUCAGCCUAGGACAAGUGCUGUGCCGGAAGAGUCUCCGGUUGCAGCUUCCACGCCGUUAUCUACGAAGCUGAAGCUGAAGAAGCCACUGGUCAAGCUCAAGAAGACGAACGAUGGCGAGGCUGCUGCGCCUGGAACUCCUUCUCCGGCGCCAACAACAGCUCCUCAGAGUGUUGAUGACGAUAUCUUGGAGGCGCUUGGAGAAAGCGUGCCCAAAGCGAGCAAGGCGAAGCCAGCCAAAGCUUCAGCCAUGUCGCCACCACCAGCCGUCGUCGCAGCUUCAACACCUGCCCGUGCUUCGCCAGCAGCCGCAGCAUCGCCCAGCGUCAAGAAGAGCAAGUCGAGAAGCUCCGGUACUCCUACCCUGACAUCGAACGGCACUGCUCCGUCAUCCGGUGGAUUGCCGUCCAAGGACAUCGCCAAGUGGGCCGAAAGGGACCCUGUUGGCGCUACAGCCAACAUGCCUAUCAACGGAAAGAAAUGCAAGGUCAUCCUGCAAGUCAUCAAGAAGUCGCCCUUCUCGAUCUUCUUCCGCUUCCCAGUGGAUCCUAUCCGCGAUGGUCUGCCGACGUACCUAGACGAGAUCAAGGAGCCGAUGGACUUGAGUACGACGGAAAAGAAGGUCAAUCAAGCGGCCUACUCGACCAUGGGCGAAUUUGCUUCUGAUAUUGAACUCAUAUUUGCCAACUGUCGGCAAUUCAACCCUCCUGGAACCGAACCUUGUCAGCACGCAGACGAGUUGGAGAAGCUUUGGCGCAAGGAAUGGGCUCGUCUUGUUACACCCAAGCUCGAGGCGAACGAGAAACGUGCCCUUGUUGGGUUGGUGAACAGACUGAAAACCCAUCAGUCUUCACUGCUGUUCCGCGAACCAGUCGAUCCGGUCGCGCUUGGCAUCCCGACGUACUUCGAUAUCAUCCCUAAGAAUGACGCAAGGGAUCUUAGCUUGAUCGAAUCAAAACUCAAAGCGGAUAAGUACGAUAGCUUUGCAGCUUUCGAUGCAGAUAUCAAAUUGAUGCUGAAGAAUUGCUACACCUUCAACGCGCCGGACGAAGGAGUGUUGCAGAUCGCAAAAGGCUUUGAAACAGUGUACAAGAAGGAGAUGAACCAUGCGAAGCAGCAGGCUGGUGUUAGUAGUACUAAUGGCAGUGGUGGCGGUGGGGGAGGCGCAGGAACGUCAAGUGGGGGCAAGCGGAAGUUGUCAGUUGCUCCAGCGAACGGCGGAGGCGGAGGAGGAGGAGGGUCGAGUAAGAAGGCUAAGAGUGGUUGA
Molecule: messenger RNA, 5541 nt
Organism: Ustilago hordei
Lineage: Eukaryota; Fungi; Basidiomycota; Ustilaginomycetes; Ustilaginales; Ustilaginaceae
Exons: 1
Coding region: 1-5541 (1846 amino acids)
Biological process (GO): transcription initiation at RNA polymerase II promoter
Cellular component (GO): transcription factor TFIID complex
Molecular function (GO): metallopeptidase activity; transcription cis-regulatory region binding; chromatin binding
Source: RefSeq, a predicted model, not a curated record